AUGGGAGCUGAAAAUGCAGAGAAUUUGUGUGUGAAAUAUUCAAAACAUGGAUUUGUGUUCCUAUUAUCCAUCCUUGUUCAUCUUUCCAAGGCUGCAUCAGUUGAUGAUGACAUCAACUUCAGCUUCACUCGUUUCACCCAAACUAUGCCGGAGAUGGUGUAUGAAUCCGAUGCAUCCGCAUCGGGCAACGUGAUCCAACUCACCGAUUCAAAUGGAGACGGUGACGGUGUUGGUCGAGCCACUUAUUACAAAUCAAUGCACCUUUGGGACAACUCAUCUGGGAAUCUCACACUUGCAGAUUUCACCACUCAAUUCUCGUUCUCCAUUGAUUCCGUCUCCCAAGGCGGCAUGUCCGGUGACGGGCUCGCGUUUUUCCUCGCUCCCGAUGGCUCGAAAAUCCCUCCCGACGCCGGACGCGGUUGCUUGGGACUUCAAAGUUGCUACUCGGAGUCGGGCACCGACGGCCCUAGUUUUGUUGCGGUGGAGUUUGAUACGUGCAAUCAAGUGUGGGAUCCCUCCGGGAUGUCAGAUCACAUCGGCAUUGAUCUCAACAAUGUCACAACUUCUCUCACGGCUGUCCAGUGGCGGUGGAGUGACGUUGAAGAUGGGGGAAAGGUUUAUGCUUCCAUCAGCUAUGACUCUAUUACGAAGAACCUGAGUGUUCUUUUACUUGAUGCUGAUGAUUCUACUGCUCAGAAUUCAUCUACUCUUUCCACAACACUGGAUCUUAGCCUAUAUUUACCCGAAUGGGUCACUUUUGGCUUCUCAGGAUCCGCCACCGCCACCGGAGGAGAUUCGAACGAGAUGCACACUAUUUAUUCCUGGAAUUUCAGCUCAAGCUUACGAGUUUCCAGGCACUUGAAUACAAGUACCAAUAGUAGACCUCCAACAGCAGCACCUGCAGCAGCAAAAUUCCCCACAAGGAAGAACAGGACUUGGCUAUGGGUAGUUCUAGCCAUUGCUGGUGUCAUUUCUGCUUUGAUCCCAGGUCUCGGUUCGGUUUGGUUUUUCUGCAGGAGAAGGAAGUACAUCACCAGGGUAGAUGGGGCGGCCAUUUCUGUCAAUGUAGAAAUGGAAAUGGUGACCGCACCUAGACAGUUUUUCUAUAAGGAACUAAGACUUGCGACCGGUAAUUUUUCCGACGAAGGCCUGCUCGGCGAGGGUGGUUUCGGGAAGGUUUAUCUAGGCUUCUUGAUGGAUAUGAACUGCAAUGUUGCUGUCAAAAGAAUAACCCCGGAUUCUCGACAAGGUGUGAAGGAGUUCUUAUCGGAAGUUAAAAUUAUUAGCAGAUUGCGACACAGAAAUUUGGUCCAACUCAUCGGUUGGUGCCAUGACAAUAACGAAUUCCUCAUCGUGUACGAGUUCCUUCCCAAUAAGAGCCUCGAUUACCAUCUACAUAGAGAGCCAUGCUUGUUGACAUGGGAUAAAAGGUAUAAAAUCGCUCUCGGACUCGCCUCGGCGUUGUUGUAUCUGCAGGAAGAAUGUGACCAGUGCGUGUUGCAUCGAGACAUCAAGUCGAGUAAUGUUCUGUUGGAUUUGAGUUUCAAUGCCAAGCUUGGUGACUUUGGGCUAGCUAGGCUUGUUGAACAUGGACAAGGGUCUAGAACAACUAAGGUUAUGCUCGGAACCGAUGGUUAUAUCGCCCCCGAGUGUCUCAACACGUACAGAUCCAUCAAGGAAUCCGACAUAUACAGCUUCGGUGUCGUUGUCUUAGAAAUAGCCUCCGGGAGGAAGGCCAUUCCGGCACAUGACAGGCCUAGCAAGAAAAGCAGAACAAAAUUAGUGGAAUGGGUUUGGGAUCUGUAUGGGAAAGAGAGUCUUGUAGAUGCUGCAGACCAACGAUUGUAUGGCAAUUACGACAAGGAACAAAUGGAACGGUUUCUCUUAGUCGGGCUGGCGUGUGCUCAUCCGGGAUAUUUCGCCCGACCAUCGAUAACGCAGGUUAUCGACAUCCUCAGUUUUAAGGCUCGAUGCCCCAUGGUACCACGGGAGAUGCCGCUGCCAAUAUUUGGUUCAGCUCUUGAAGACGAUAGUGUUGCAUCUUCAGGAUUCAUUUCGUUACGUGCCGGUGGUUGUAGCAGAAGCCAACCCCGAAUUUCUGGUCCGAGUGUCUGUUUCCUGAAGGAUAAACGCAGAACAAGGAGUGUUGCAGGUUCAGACAUGGAAGCCGGUCAGUCAUAUGUUGUUGGUAGCUAG
Hibiscus syriacus is the source of this 2196-nucleotide messenger RNA. Its product is annotated as L-type lectin-domain containing receptor kinase IX.1-like. Lineage: Eukaryota; Viridiplantae; Streptophyta; Magnoliopsida; Malvales; Malvaceae. The record is from RefSeq and is a predicted model, not a curated record. Gene Ontology annotation, molecular function: carbohydrate binding; protein kinase activity; ATP binding. Gene Ontology annotation, biological process: protein phosphorylation. Gene Ontology annotation, cellular component: plasma membrane. The coding region runs from base 1 to 2196 and encodes 731 amino acids. The transcript has a single exon.